Messenger RNA from Aspergillus mulundensis, 1461 nucleotides. Its product is annotated as putative MFS monocarboxylate transporter. Gene Ontology annotation, biological process: transmembrane transport. Gene Ontology annotation, cellular component: fungal-type vacuole membrane. The record is from RefSeq and is a predicted model, not a curated record. Bases 1 to 1461 code for a protein of 486 amino acids. Gene Ontology annotation, molecular function: transmembrane transporter activity. The transcript has a single exon. NCBI's taxonomy places the organism in Eukaryota, Fungi, Ascomycota, Eurotiomycetes, Eurotiales, Aspergillaceae.
AUGGCAGUGGAAGAGCCUUGUGUUAGCCAAACGGUUCAAUCGACAACUAAAAACGAGAAAUCUCAGACCACGACACCGGUAGAAGACACCUAUAGCGACGAUGUCAGGUCGUUGAGAGACUUUCCGGACGACGAGGAGUCAGGACAAGCACAUGGUCAGAGAAAGGAGCUCACGGAGACUGCCACGAACGCCAGCCACGUUGGCGCAUUCGCAGCCAGGACCCUUUCAAUCAUCCGUACCAGAGAGUCUGGGAGAGAUCUUGACCCGCCUCCGGAUGGCGGGUUUCUUGCCUGGUCGCAAGUAGCAUUGGCUCAUUUCGUGAUCUUCAACACCUGGGGCUAUAUAAACUCAUUUGGCGUGUUUCAGACGUACUACACUGAGAAUCUUGGGAAAUCCCCGUCCGCUAUCUCAUGGGUCGGAAGCAUUCAAAUCUUCCUACUUUUCUUCGUCGGGACUUUCUCUGGACGCGCGACGGAUGCUGGUUAUUUCAAGCUCACCUUGACAAUCGGGGCAGUGUUGGAGCUGUUCUGCAUCUUCAUGACAUCUCUCUGCACCAAAUAUUGGCAAUUAUUUCUUGCACAGGGGAUCGGGCAAGGCAUCGGAUGUGGCCUAAUGUUUUGUCCCACAAUUGCCUUGACGCCCACGUACUUCAGCAGGAACCGGUCCAUCGCCAUCGGUAUAGUAGCCUCCGGAUCUGCAACGGGAGGUCUUGUCUUUCCCGCCGUGGUCAUGCGCCUGCUACCGCGGGUUGGAUACGGAUGGACAAUGCGCACCCUAGGGUUCAUCUCGUUAGCAACCCUAACGCCCUGCAUUAUUUUUCUAAAACAACGACUACCACCGCGUAUAAGCGGACCGCUUGUGGAAUGGGCCGCCUUCAGAGAAGCAUCGUACUCAUUUUUCGCCAUUGGUAUGUUCCUCAAUUUUUGGGGGCUAUACAUCGGCUUUUUUUAUAUUGGAAGUUUCACCCGAGAAGUCAUCGGCGCAUCCACGACAACCUCAAUCAACGUCCUUUUGCUCAUGAACGGCAUCGGUCUUUUAGGUCGUCUCGGCCCGAACCUCAUGGCUGAUCGAUACACCGGCCCAUUGAACAUGCUGAUCCCAUUUAGCUUCGCUACAGGGCUUGUUGCUUUUUGCUGGGCAGGCGUGCAUGAUCUUAGCGGAGUGUACGGCUUUGCUGGGUUUUAUGGUUUGGCCGCGGCCGGAAUUCAGUCACUCUUCCCAGCAACAUUAAGCACACUCACAACGGACCUCAAGAAGAUGGGCGCCCGUAUGGGCAUGGUCAUGUCGGUCGUUGGGGUUGCGGCUCUAAUCGGGUCUCCUAUUGCCGGAGCAUUGGUCCAACGAGGAGAAGGCAAUUAUUUAUACGCACAGAUGUUCAUGGGCAGUGUGAUCAUUGCUGGGACUCUGAACUUAAUUGCGGCUCGUUGGGCUAAAAUUGGGCUUGUCUGGGAGCAAGCAUAA